GCCGCGCGUGCGCGCCUGCCGAGGGAGAGCGCGAGUGAGGGGUGGGCCGCCGCGACGAUGCCGCGGGGCCGCCCCCCGAAGCCCCGGGACGGUGCGGCGCGCGGCGACUCCGAUGGGAUUUUGGCGUUGAAUGAUGAUGACAUUGAUGAUGACUGUCCGAUUCCAAACUUCCACAAAUGUGAAAUCUGUCUGCUGUCUUUUCCAAAAGAGUCCCAAUUUCAGCGUCACAUGAGGGAGCAUGAGCAAAAUGACAAGCCACACCGAUGUGACCAGUGCCCCCAAACAUUUAAUGUUGAAUUCAACCUGACACUUCAUAAAUGUACACACAAUGCGGAAGAUCCUGUUUGUCCCGUGUGCAACAAGAAGUUCUCCAGAGUGGCCAGUCUCAAAGCACAUAUUAUGCUCCACGAGAAGGAAGAGAACCUCAUUUGCUCUGAGUGUGGGGAUGAAUUCACACUGCACAGCCAGCUGGCCAUUCAUAUGGAGGAGCACCGGCAGGAGCUGGCCAACACCCGAGCUCACACCUGCAAGGCCUGUAAGAAGGAGUUCGAGACAUCGCCAGAGCUGAAGGAGCACAUGAAGACUCACUGUAAAGUUAGGGCGUCAGGUACAAGAUCUUAUAAUCGGAACAUUGACAGAAGCAGCUUCCCGUACUCAUGCCCACACUGCGGAAAGACGUUCCAGAAGCCCAGUCAGUUAACGCGACACAUCAGGAUACACACAGGUGAAAGGCCAUUCAAGUGCAGUGAGUGUGGAAAAGCCUUUAACCAGAAAGGGGCGCUGCAGACCCAUAUGAUCAAGCACACAGGAGAGAAGCCACAUGCUUGUGCCUUUUGUCCUGCCGCCUUUUCUCAGAAGGGGAACCUGCAGUCCCAUGUUCAGAGGGUCCACUCAGAGGUAAAAAAUGGGCCUACCUAUAACUGCACAGAGUGUAGCUGCGUAUUUAAAAGCUUAGGUAGCUUAAAUACUCAUAUCAGCAAGAUGCAUAUGGGUGGACCACCAAAUUCUACAAGCUCUACAGAGACUGCACAUGUUAUAACGGCCACAAUCUUUCAGACAUUACCUCUGCAGCAGGUGGAAGCCCAGGUCUCCUCAGCGUCCAGUGAGCAGAGCUCUCAGGCAGUGAGUGACGUCAUUCAGCAGCUGCUGGAGCUGUCUGAGCCCGGCCCAGCGGAGGCACAGCAGUCCCCACAGUCUGGGCGACAACUGAGUGUGACAGUGGGCAUCAACCAGGACAUCCUCCAGCAAGCCUUAGAAAACAGUGGGCUGUCUUCACUUCCAGUUGCAGCUCCUCCCAGCGACUGCAGCCAUGCUCAGACGGCUACAUUGUCCACGCAGAGUCCACACGCCUCCAGUGUCUCUGCAGAGCAAGCUGAUCCCAUGGAUGCAGAGCAGGAAAAGGGGCAGGAAAGCCCUGAAAAGACGGAUAAGAAAGAGAAAAAACUUCUGAAGAAGAAAUCCCCGUUCCUACCUGGGUCCAUUCGGGAGGAGAACGGGGUGCGGUGGCAUGUGUGUCCCUACUGCACGAAGGAGUUCCGAAAGCCCAGUGACCUGGUGCGCCACAUCCGCAUCCACACCCAUGAAAAGCCCUUCAAGUGUCCACAGUGUUUCCGGGCCUUUGCCGUGAAGAGUACACUGACUGCUCACAUUAAAACUCACACGGGCAUCAAGGCUUUCAAGUGCCAAUACUGCAUGAAGAGCUUUUCCACCUCAGGGAGCCUCAAGGUGCACAUCCGCCUACACACAGGAGUUAGACCUUUUGCUUGUCCUCACUGUGAUAAGAAGUUCCGCACCUCAGGCCACAGGAAGACUCACGUGGCUUCCCACUUUAAGCACACGGAGCUGAGGAAGCUGAGGCAGCAGCGGAAGCCUGUGAAGGGUCGGGUGGGCAAGAGCAGCGUUCCUGUCCCCGACAUUCCUUUGCAAGAACCCAUUCUCAUAACUGACCUAGGUCUUAUCCAGCCCAUUCCAAAAAACCAAUUUUUUCAAAAUUAUUUUAAUAAUAGUUUUGGCAAUGAAGCAGAUAGACCAUACAAAUGUUUCUACUGUCAUCGAGCAUAUAAAAAGUCUUGCCAUCUUAAACAGCACAUCAGAUCACAUACAGGUGAAAAGCCUUUCAAAUGCUCCCAGUGUGGCCGAGGCUUCGUCUCUGCAGGCGUGCUCAAAGCCCAUGUCCGGACGCACACAGGGCUGAAGUCUUUCAAGUGUCUGAUCUGCAAUGGAGCCUUUACCACAGGUGGCAGCUUACGACGACACAUGGGCAUACAUAACGACCUCCGUCCCUACAUGUGUCCCUAUUGCCAGAAGACAUUUAAGACUUCACUGAACUGCAAGAAACACAUGAAAACUCACAGGUACGAACUGGCCCAGCAGCUCCAGCAGCACCAGGAGGCCUCCUCCAUGGAUGACGAUAGCACCGUGGACCAGCAGAGCAUGCAUGUGGCGGCCCCCAUGCCUGUGGAGAUCGAAAGUGCAGAGCUGCAGCAGACUCCAGAGACAGUGGCAGCAGACCCUGAGUCUAUACUGGAACUAGGGCCACAGCAUGUGGUAGGCACAGAAGAUGCAGCGCUUGGACAGCAGUUGGCAGAUCAACCUUUGGAGGCGGAUGAAGAUGGGUUCACAGCUUCCCAGGCUCCUCUUCCAGGGCACAUGGACCAGUUUGAAGAGCAGGGCACUCCACAGCCAUCCUUUGAGUCAGCAGGACUUCCACAAGGUUUCACGGUGACUGACACGUACAGUCAGCAGACAUCCUUCCCACCUGUGCAGCAGCUGCAGGACUCUAGCACCCUUGAGUCCCAGGCCUUGUCCACAAGUUUCCACCAGCAAAACUUACUGCAGGUCCCCAACUCUGAUGCCAUCAGCGUGGCAACUCGUUUGCUUCCAGAGUCAUCUCAAGAGGAUCUGGACCUACAAACACAAGGCCCCCAGUUCCUGGAGGACAGUGAGGACCAGAGCAGGCGCUCUUACAGGUGUGACUACUGCAACAAAGGCUUCAAGAAGUCCAGUCACUUGAAACAGCAUGUGCGCUCACACACGGGGGAGAAGCCCUACAAGUGCAAGCUCUGUGGGCGUGGUUUUGUCUCCUCUGGUGUCCUCAAGUCCCAUGAGAAGACACACACAGGUGUCAAGGCCUUCAGCUGCAGCAUCUGCAAUGCGUCUUUCACCACCAAUGGGAGCCUCACGCGGCACAUGGCCACACACAUGAGCAUGAAGCCUUACAAGUGUCCAUUCUGUGAAGAGGGCUUCCGCACUGCGGUCCACUGUAGAAAACACAUGAAGAGACACCAAGCAGUUUCGUCUGUAGCCGCAGCAGCUACAGAGACAGAGGGAGGAGACACAUGUGUGGAGGAAGAUGAAGACAAUUCGGACAGAAGUGCGUCAAGAAAGCCUCGUCCUGAGGUCAUUACUUUCACAGAGGAGGAGACAGCCCAGCUGGCCAAAAUUCAGCCCCAGGAGAGCGCUACAGUGUCUGAGAAGGUCCUGGUGCAGUCGGCUGCAGAAAAGGAUCGCAUCAGCGAGAUGAAGGAUAAGCAGGCAGAGCUUGAGGCGGAACCCAAGCACGCCAACUGUUGCACGUAUUGUCCGAAGAGCUUCAAGAAGCCCAGCGACCUGGUGAGCUCCUGCUUAUUCCCCGCUGCUUUUUUAGGCCAGAAGCUGUUCAGCUGCCAUGUCUGCAGCAACGCCUUCUCCACAAAGGGAAGUCUGAAGGUACACAUGCGCCUACACACAGGAGCAAAGCCUUUCAAAUGCCCUCACUGUGAGCUGCGCUUCCGGACUUCUGGGCGAAGGAAGACUCAUAUGCAGUUUCACUACAAAUCAGACCCAAAGAAGGCCAGGAAGCCUGUCACACGAAGCUCUUCAGAAAGUCUCCAGUCUGUGAACCUUCUCAACUCAUCUUCCACGGACCCAAAUGUGUUCAUCAUGAACAACUCUGUGCUGACAGGGCAGUUUGAUCAGAAUAUGCUCCAGCCAGGCUUGGUUGGCCAGGCUAUCCUUCCUGCCUCUGUCUCAGCUGGUGGUGACUUGACAGUAUCUUUGACUGAUGGAAGUUUGGCCACUCUGGAAGGUAUCCAGUUACAGCUAGCUGCUAACUUGGUUGGACCAAAUGUUCAGAUUUCUGGGAUCGAUGCCUCCAGCAUCAACAAUAUCACAUUGCAGAUUGAUCCAAGCAUCUUGCAGCAAACACUACAGCAGGGCAGCCUGCUUGCUCAGCCAAUCACAGGCGAUUCUGGCACAGCCUCCCAGAACAGUUCUCUUCAGACAUCAGACAGCACCGUCCCAGCCAGCGUCGUCAUCCAGCCUCUGUCAGGCCUGUCCUUACAGCCCACAGUGACAUCUGCCAAUCUGACCAUUGGCCCACUGUCUGAACAGGACUCUGUGCUGACCACCAGCAGCAGCGGUUCACAGGACCUCUCUCAAGUGAUGACUUCACAAGGCCUUGUGUCCACAUCGACGGGCCCGCAUGAGAUCACCCUGACCAUCAACAACUCCAGUCUCAGCCAGGUCCUAGCCCAGGCUGCCGGCCCCACCGCCUCCUCAUCCUCGGGCUCGCCACAGGAGAUCACCCUGACCAUCUCUGAACUUAAUCCUUCGAGUGGGAGCCUGCCUUCAACAGCACCAAUGUCACCGUCAGCCAUUUCAGCCCAGAACCUAGUCAUGUCUUCAUCAGGGGUGGGUGCUGAUGCCAGUGUCACGCUGACGCUGGCUGAUACUCAGGGCAUGCUGUCUGGAGGGCUGGAUACGGUUACACUGAACAUCACUUCUCAGGGCCAGCAGUUCCCAGCAUUGCUCACGGAUCCCUCUCUCUCAGGCCAAGGUGGAGCAGGCUCACCACAAGUCAUCUUGGUGAGCCACACCCCACAGUCCUCCUCUGCUGCUGGGGAAGAAAUAGCUUACCAGGUGGCUGAUGUCUCCGCCCAGCUGACCCCUAACAGCCAGCCUGAAAAGGAGGGCCUUUCCCACCAGUGCCUGGACUGUGACCGUGCCUUCUCCUCAGCCGCCGUGCUCAUGCACCACAGCAAGGAGGUGCAUGGGAAGGAGCGAAUCCAUGGCUGCCGGGUUUGCAGGAAGGCCUUCAAGCGUGCCACACACCUCAAGGAGCACAUGCUGACCCACCAGGCCGGCCCCUCGCUCAGCUCUCAGAAGCCCAGAGUGUUCAAGUGUGACUCCUGCGAAAAGGCAUUUGCCAAACCAAGCCAGCUGGAGCGACACAGCCGCAUUCACACAGGGGAGCGGCCAUUCCACUGCACUCUGUGUGACAAAGCCUUCAACCAGAAGAGCGCGCUGCAGGUGCACAUGAAGAAGCACACGGGCGAGCGGCCCUACCGGUGUGACUACUGCGUCAUGGGCUUCACACAGAAGAGCAACAUGAAGCUGCACAUGAAGCGAGCACACAGCUUUGUGGGGACCUUGCAGGCAGCCACUGUGGUCCAGGAACAGGAUGGGGAUGAGCUAAGGACCCUCCACUUGGAGGAAGUGGUGCCGGAGGCAGCGGGUGAAUGGCAGACCCUGACCAAUGUGUUCUGAUGCCGUGGAAAGAGGCCAGAGCAUCCUCCAUGGAGCUGCACGUGAGGGCUAGAGCCCGCAGAGGCUCUGUUCUGAAACUUCAAGUGGUAGUUAGUACCACACUAAUGUUUUAGCUAAAAUUAUUUGAAGAAUCAUUGUCAUUCAAAGACUCACGGGAAAGCGACUGGGAAAUGCACAAAUGUAGCGUUGUCAUUGCCGACAAAUGACAGAGCUGGGCACUGCCAUGGGCACUCACCUUCUCAUGGCAGUGUGUGUGCGUAGCAGAUGAACUGGGUCUGAAUAUCAUUGCGGUGAGAUUUGUGUUAGCAAAAGACACAUCAACAUGGGAAAACACGCGUAUGGUAGUGCAUGAAGUUCGGAGGCAGUGCUGUCACAUGCGGCUGUUUCUCCACUUUUUACUCUGCAUUUUGCUAAUUAGUAACAAUCAGUUCUUUUCUAGCCCGCUCUUAAGUUCACGCAACUGAUGCCUUGAGAGACGGCUGGGCCAGCUCUCUCCAUCACAGAACCUGACCCCUAGUUCUGUGAACACAGGCGCUGCCUCAGCAGGGCUGUGGAGGGGGCCUGACCUGCAGGCGAGGGCCAGCUGCUCACACAGAUGAAUCUGUCCGGUCACAUGGGUUAGGUCACUGCAGAAGCACAAGCCAUACCCUGUAUGGACAGUAGCUGUCCCUGUCCACUCAGUAAAUGUAUCCGUAUUUUAAGGCUAAGGACACAGAGCCCUGCGACUGUCCUCACGCGUACGGAGGUGUGUUGUCUCAGGGGACUGUUAGCGUCAUCAAGCAGUGCCCCAGGGGACACAGACGCAUCCCAAACCAAACCCUCCUGCGCCGAGCAGUGUGCGCUUCAGCAUUCCAAAGACAGACGGUUCCCACUUGACAGCAGUCCCUUGACGCUAUUUAUAUGUUCCAUAUGUAAAUACCUGUGUACAUAGACAGACACGUGGGCCUCCCUCCGUGUGGCGUGGCUGCGGAGGACGCGUUGUAAAUAGAAGCAGUCCUCCUCCUCACAGAGCGCAUCUGGGGCCACUCCCCGUGCACCUCAGGCCCGUGUCCUGUUCACUGUUAAUAAAUGGAGAUCUUUUUCACUGUAACAGAAAGCUGGGCUCUAUUUUUUUUCUGAAAAAAAAUAAUUGCCUUUAUUUUCUCUCAUUGCCUCCUUGGUGUCAGAAGAGAGCAGUUUUAUUAUGAAUGUUAUGUGGACUUGUUCACUAGAGUCCUGAAGAGAGACAUUUCACUGUUAUUUUGAAAGGGCAUCUUUUGAUUCUGUUCACUUUUGUCAUCUGUAUAUAAGUAAUAUUGACAGUGACAUAAAAACUUUUGUUAUGUGAAAAUAUUUAAGUCAGAGAACUGUUAAAUAUUAUUACUUUUUUCCAAACUGAUUUCUGUAUUGUAUAUUUUUUUAAGAAGAAAAAAGCCUUACUUGACUUCUUGUGAUACUGGACUUAAAAACCCAAGGCCCCCAAAUGUCAGUGUGCACACUGGCUGUGGUAGUGUUUUCAAAAGAAUUGUAAUUGUGCGAGAGUUUUAAAGUCUCUGCUAUCCAUGCACUUUUUCUUUUAUAAUUUUGUAUUGAAAUAUUUUAGAAAUAUUAAUUAAUUUUAGUGGACAGGUAGCCCCCACAUUGAAAUUAUCGGAUUUAAAUUUUUUUGCUCUGUCUGGGUUAUUUAUUUUCCUCUCAGCAUUAAGUGUCAUCUCAGGUCAUCUGUAAAGAGGCUGGCUACUUCCUGGUUGUGUAGUGAAUGCAGGGCGCUGACUGGAUAUAGUCAGUUACCUAUGUAAGUAAGACCUGACCAGGGAAAUCUGAAGCCUGCUUUUAUUUUGGUUAAAGAAAAGAAAAUCUACCAGUAACCCAUUUUGUGUCUUUUCUCAAUUUAUUAGCGAGCGAGCCUGACAUGUGUAUAUUUGAUUUUACUUCCUCCCCAUCAAAGCUGCUUCCUUACCAACAUUCCUUGAGAAUACAAGGUUUUGAGAAGAUAACUCACUUGAAUAUUGUGGUUUACAGGUUGAUCUCUGUAUUUUAAAUGUUUGCGAUGCUGUUUUAGGAAAGUGGUUUCUAGCCUCAUGUGUAACCAGGGUUUUGAGGAUAGAGAACUGUAUUUUUAGAACUCUAUAUAACAUAAACUGUUUUGAAAUAACUAAAUGCAAAAUGGCAUUAGGAAA
Molecule: messenger RNA, 7685 nt
Organism: Mus caroli (Ryukyu mouse)
Lineage: Eukaryota; Metazoa; Chordata; Mammalia; Rodentia; Muridae
Source: RefSeq, a predicted model, not a curated record